Messenger RNA from Cladophialophora immunda, 819 nucleotides. RefSeq lists its product as uncharacterized. The record is from RefSeq and is a predicted model, not a curated record. The transcript is spliced from 4 exons. NCBI's taxonomy places the organism in Eukaryota, Fungi, Ascomycota, Eurotiomycetes, Chaetothyriales, Herpotrichiellaceae. Bases 217 to 819 code for a protein of 200 amino acids.
AGCCAGCAGACCUGCUCGAGGCAAACCCACUCCUGACAAGAUCGCUUGCGGGCCUGUCCUGUUGCGCUAGCCCAUGCCUCAGCCUAAACCCUCGUCCGACAGUGCUUCGGGCUCCAGAAGCCGCUCUGCUUGCUAUGCCUGUAGGGCAAGGAAACAGAAGUGCGAUGGCAACAGACCCAUUUGCAGCCGUUGUAGAAGUCUAGCCCAGACCUGUUCAUGGCCGAGAAGUCAGAAGAGGUCAGUGGUUCUGGAAUGGCUGUGAUUUUUAGGGAGCCCGGCUAUAUCGAAGCGCUUGAGAUACGACUGAAAGAGACCGAGCGCGUGCUGUGGCGAAUUCUUGCGGCUUGCCCACAAGAAAGCUUGACAGUGGCCUUCUCUUCCGAAGUCCAAGAUCGAAUACCGCAACUCCUGACCGUCGGGACCUUGAGCACCACCGAGGAGAAGAAGUCCGCUAUCGCGUUUUGGGAGCAAUUUCCUCUGCAUACCAUCGACGACGUGGUUGUGUGGAAGGAGCAAGUCGAGAAUCCGUCUUCAAUGGAGAUGACAAGCUUUGGAGAGAAUCAAGAACAGCAAUCGCACCUGACGAACACUCCGAGCGAAGCACAAGAUCAAGAAUCACUCUCCCCAAUGGACGAAGACACGGCCCAGACAUUCGGAGCGAUGGUGUCAGAUCCUCAAGACCUUGCUGCCACUUCCUCCCGUACGGCUCAGGUGCCCGGUGUACGCCAUCGACGGUCUUCCACCUCUGUAGCUAAUCCAGGCACCGCAGGUGGCAAAUUUUCCUUCUCUAAAGAGUUUCAGGACACUUUCCUUUGGUGA